AUGAUUCUCGAUGAAGUUAAUAAGUCGCGUCAGAUGAUGCUAAAAAAUAGCUCAUCAAUGGUGAAUCGUAACAUUCGUGAGCCGCUUGCAGCACAAUGUACCGAUCAACGUAGUCUCAACUUGUACACUGCGGUCGAAACUCAGAAUUACCCGACGAAUUUCGUUCCGAUCAACUCGAAUUUUGGGAAUCCACUUAUUGCUGUUUUUCCUCGUAUAGUUGCUCCUGACGACACUGAACGAUCGGUGCCUAAAUGA
Angiostrongylus costaricensis is the source of this 255-nucleotide messenger RNA. Lineage: Eukaryota; Metazoa; Nematoda; Chromadorea; Rhabditida; Metastrongylidae. The record is from the annotation of a GenBank genome assembly.